Messenger RNA from Closterium sp. Yama58-4, 5451 nucleotides. Lineage: Eukaryota; Viridiplantae; Streptophyta; Zygnematophyceae; Desmidiales; Closteriaceae. The record is from the annotation of a GenBank genome assembly.
AUGCUGCCUUACCUGUUCCCUGAGCUGUCCACCUUUGCUACAGUCGCCGAUCUCAUCACCCACCUUCGCACUAGUGACACUCGCCUGCGUGCAGCCCUUCCCACCGAGUUCUGCGCUAAGAACCCCCCUCCACUGUACUGGACACUCCACUUCAUAGUCACCCGUCUCCCUGACACCCUCAGCUCAGUGCGCGACUAUUUCCUUGCUCGCUGUCCCACUGAGCUCACUGUCGACCUCCUAGAGGAGAAGCUGCUAGCAGCCGAGAAGAGCAUUGUAGCUGUCGGUGCUGCUCGCGGCGCUCCUCGCACCCCCAUCUUUGAGGGGUGCUCUCCCUCUCCCCUCGCUCCCUCCUACGCUACUGCUGCUGCUGUUGACUUCCUUGGUGCUGAGUCUGCUGGCGCUGCUUCUGCUCCUGGUGGGAGGCGCCGCACCGGCAAGGGCAAGGGGGGCAAGGGUGGCGGGGGUGGCGCUGGGGGGGGAGGGGCGGAGGCGGGGGCGGCGGAGGGAGCGGUGGCGGUGGUGGUAGCGGUGGCAGUGGUGGCGGUGGCGGUAGCGGCGGUGGCGGUGGCGGCGGUGGCGGUCGGAGCGGAGGUAGUGGCGGCGGUGGAGGUCGGAGUGGAGGCACCGGCUCGGGCCAGAGCUCCCAGCAGCAGCGUCCCCAGACGACCCAGCAGCUUCGUGAGUGGCUUGCUCAGCGUGGGACGUCGGGGGGGGAGUGGCCGCUGUUCCUAUGUCAUUCGCACAGGUGAUCGCAAGGGGCAGAAGUGUGGGAAGUUCCACACCCAGUACCGCUGCUUCUCCCGCCUUGACGACGCUUGGCGUGAGGAGAUGGGCGAGGAUGUUGAGCGCCCCCGCUGGGCUGAUCUGAUGAGGGCUGGUGUUGAUAUCUUUGCUCUUGACUAUGAUGCUAUUAUUGCUGCCAUGUAUGCAUUGACUGUUAGUGCCGAGGGAGACUGUUACUUGUGUGUGCCACCUGACCCAGGUAUAGAGCCCACUGCCCUAGGUACUAGUGAGUCUGCUCUCUCUGGUACUGUGCCCUCUGUGGCUGCUCCCUCCGGUACUGUCCCUGCUGCUAGUGAGUCUGCUCUCUCAGGUACAGCACCCACAGAGACUGCUCUCUCAGGUACUGCACCUGCUGAGGCCUUGCACACCUUCACUCUUGACUCAGUCCUUGCACGGUCCACCACUGUGCUCCCGUGUCCGGCGGUUCCGUCUGGCUCGUUGUCGGGUUUCCACCUCCCCUCGUUCUCGACGAACCUGGUGAGCAACGCUGUCAUCCAGGAUCAGUGGGUUGACACCUUUACCCCUGGAGGACAGCGUGUGGCGAUCCUCACGUGCUCCAGGACCGGCCGUCACCUGGCUACGUUUACCCGUCAGCCGGGGUCGAGUCUCUACACACUGACCACUGUGUCUCCUCAGGUCGCUGCUGUCGGUCAGGUGUCCGCGUCAGGUCUGGUAGCCCACGCCUGUGAGUGUCGUUCCCUGUCACACCAGACUCUUCUCUGGCACCACCGCCUGGGUCACCCCUCCUUGCCACGCCUCCGUGGCAUGCACCGUCGCCACCUUGUGUCUGGUCUUCCCAGGUCCCUCCCUCCCCUCCCUGCCUCGCCUGCGCCGCCUUGCCUUCCUUGCAUCGAGGGGCGGCAGCGCGCCGCUCCUCACUCCUCCUCGUUCCCCCCGACAGAGGCUCCUCUGCAGACCCUCCACCUGGACGUGUGGGGCCCAGCCCGCGUUCGUGGCCAGGGCGGUGAGCGGUACUUUUUGCUGGUUGUCGACGACUACUCGCGUUACACCACGGUCUUCCCCUUGCGCACCAAGGGUGAGGUCCCUGCUGUUCUGAUCCCUUGGAUCCGCACAGUUCGUCUCCAGCUCCGCCGCCGUUUCCGGACAGAUCUUCCUGUCCUGCGUCUGCACUCUGACAGAGGUGGUGAGUUCUCCUCCGACCUCUUGAGGACCUUCUGUCAGGCGGAGGGCAUCGAGCAGACCUUCACGCUUCCGGGCUCCCCGCAGCAGAAUGGGGUUGCUGAGCACCGCAUUGGCCUGGUCAUGGAGGUCGCUCGUACCUCCUUGGUCCAUGCGGCGGCUCCCCAUUUUCUGUGGCCGUUUGCUGUCCGGUACGCCGCGCAUCAGCUCAACCUCUGGCCCCGUGUCUCCUUGCCGGAGACCUCGCCCGCACUGCGUUGGACGGGGGAGGUUGGCGAUGCGUCGCGCUUCCGGGUGUGGGGUGCUCGUGCCCUUGUCCGCGAUACGUCCGCGGACAAGCUCUCCCGCACGCUUCCCUGUGUCUUCCUUGGCUUUGACGUCACCUUUGACGAGUCGGUCCCUUUUUACCGUCUCUUCCCCUACCGCACUGCCCCCCUCCCUCCCCCGCCGCUUUUCCUCGCUCCUGGUCCCCCUCCGGUAGACCCCCUUCCCCCUCAGGGUCCUGCUCCUUCAGGUGUCUCUCAGGUAGACCCUCCUCCCGUCGCUGAGCCUGUCGAGGUCACAGGUGACUCAGGUGCUGCUGCGGGUGGUGCUGAGCCUGGGGGUGCUGGGCCUGGGGGUGCUGGGGCUGCGGGUGCUGGGACUGAGGGUGCUGGAGCUGAGGGUACGGUGCCUGAGCGUACGGAGCCUGGGGGUGCUGAGCCUGGGGGUACUGCGUCUGGGGGUGCUGAGCCUGGGGCCUACAUAGCCGGGUUGCUGCGUCUGGGGGUGCUCCGGUUCGGGGUGCUGAGCCGUCUCUCCGGGAGCCUCUCACACAGCAGCAGCUUCGUGACUGGUACGUCUGGCGCUUUCGCCAUCCUCGUGGCCCUGCUGGAGUUGGAGGUUCUGGAGCUGCUCGUCCUGGAGGUGCUCGUACUGGAGGUACUGGAGCUGCCGGGGCUGGUUGUUCUGGGAGCACUGAGGCUGGAGCUGCUCGAAAUGGGGACUCUGGAGCUGGCGGUACUAGCGGAGUUGGAGCUGCCGGCUCUGGGGGUGCUCUUCCUGGAGGUACUGGAGCUGCUGGAGCUGACGACACUGGAGCUGACGGUCUUGGAGGCGUUUUGUCCUGCUGGUUCUGGAGGUGCUGGCGAGGGGAGGUCUGACGCUGCUGGGGCCUCUGGUGCUGACGUCGCCGGCUCUGGGGGUGCUGCGGCGGGGGGCGCUGGUACUGGUGCUUCUGGUGCUGCGGGUGCUGGAGGUACUGGCGGAGCUCCGCCGUCGCGACUGUUCUUCGCUCCACCGUCGCCGUCGGCUUUGCCACCGCCUGACACGGUGCUUCGCCAGGUUCUUUCCCUCCCGUCUUCCACUGGCCUUCCCCUCCAGCCUGGCUCCCCCCUCCCUGCUCCUGUGCCUUACACUGCACAGCCGGACUCGCUUACGGAGCGUCGUGAGCCUGCGUCUCGUCCUGCCUCGCCUGUUCGCGCUGCUCGCACUGCGCGCACUGGUCCCACUGGUCGUCGUGUCGCGCGUCCGCGUCCUCCUCCUGUUCCUGGCACGCACAUUAUGGCCCUUCGUCCUUCCACUGGUCCACAGCGUGUCCCCCUACCGUCUCCUCCUGCGUCUUCUCUUCCUGACGUUCCCGACCCUGAGUCUGACAGUGUUCGUGCUGCCCACCCUACUGUUACGCGUCUUCUCGCCACUGUUGUCACUGACCCGUCGUUUGAGUCUGCUGCUGCGUCUGCCCUGGUCGCUGAGCUUGUCGACUUUGCUGCUGCCUGUCGUCUAGACUACGCUGCCAGUCUUGUUGCUGAGUCUGAGUCUGUCUGUCCUUCGUCCGUCGGGGGUGAGUGUGCUCUUGGCACGGACAUCCUUGAGGACAGGCAGGAGGACUUUGACUCUCUUGCGGCUGCUGUACCUCAUCUCGUGGCCUGGUUGCUUGCCCUUGAGGGAGACCCGGAUGCACUAGACAUCCCCACUCCGCGCUCUUACGCAGAGGCGAUCUCGGGUCCCUACUCCUCUCAGUGGCAGGCAGCCAUGGACGCAGAGAUGGCAUCCUGGAAGUCCACAGGCACCUACGUCGACGAGGUUCCCCCUCCUGGGGCGAACAUCGUCGAUGGCAUGUGGAUUUUCAAGGUGAAGCGGCCGCCAGGUUCUCCACCUGUCUUCAAGGCUCGUUACGUUGCUAGAGGCUUCAGUCAGCGUUUGGGAGUUGACUUCUUCCAGACCUUCUCCCCCAACCCGAAGAUGACCACUCUUCGGGUUCUGCUGCACGUUGCCGCUCAGCGUGACUACGAGCUUCACUCUCUUGACUUCAGCAUAGCUUUCUUGCAGGGCAGCCUGCACGAGGAGAUCUGGCUGCGCCGCCCACCUGGCUUUACUGGGUCGUUCCCUCCUGGUACCCAGUGGAGCCUUCGCCGGCCAGUCUACGGUCUCCGCCAGGCGCCGCGCGAGUGGCACGACACACUGAGGACGACACUUGCGGCACUUGGGUUUGCUCCCUCCACUGCAGACCCGUCGCUGUUUCUCCGCACCGACACCUCGCUGCCGCCGUUCUACAUCCUCGUGUACGUCGACGACUUGGUCUUUGCUACUGCUGACACUGAGGCACUCGCCCACGUGAAGUCGGAGCUGCAGAAGAGACACACGUGCACUGAUCUGGGUGAGCUGCGCAGCUACCUUGGCUUGCAGAUCACCCGGGACAGAGCACGCCGCACCAUCACCUUGACUCAGUCACACAUGGUGCAGCAGAUCCUUCAGCGCUUCGACUUCCAGUACUCCUCACCACAGUCCACUCCUCUGUCUACACGUCACUCGCUCUCAGCUCCACCUUCGGACGAGUCCGUAGAGCCGAGUGGCCCGUACCCAGAGCUUGUGGGCUGCCUCAUGUACCUGAUGACCUGCACUCGACCUGACCUUGCGUACCCUCUUAGCAUCCUAGCUCGCUACGUCGCGCCUGGGAGACACAGGCGAGAGCACUGGGAGGCUGCUAAGAGGGUGCUACGCUACUUGUGCAGUACAUCAGGCAUGGGGCUGGUGCUUGGAGGACGGGGUCGAGUUGUCCUCACUGGACACUCAGACGCCUCUUGGGUUGACGACCUGGCUACGCAGCGGUCGUCACUGGGUUACACCUUCAGCCUUGGCUCUGGCUCUGUCUCGUGGCGGUCUACUCGCUCGUCUUCUGUUCUCAGCUCCAGUUGUGAGGCUGAGAUCUACGCCACAGCCAUGGCUGCACAGGAGUUACGCUGGCUUACCUACCUGCUGACUGACCUGGGAGAGCGGCCUAGUUCUCCUCCAGUUCUGUACGGCGACAACAAGGCAGCCCUUGCCUUGUGUCAGGAGCACAGACUGGAGCACAGAACGAAGCACAUUGCUCUCCGUUACUUCCUGGCUCGAGAGCUGCAGCAGCGUGGCCAGCUUCGUCUUGCGUACGUCGACACACGGGCCAACACCGCUGACAUAUUCACCAAGGCACUUCCGCCUAGUGAUCAUCAGCGGCACUGCACUGCUCUAGGCCUUGUACCUACGUUCUCUCACUUGCUUACUGCUUGA